CUCUCCCCUGGUGACCGUCCCUGACUUGCGGAGCUUCUUUGCCUCCAUGGAUGAUGCCUCUUGCCCAUCGUACACGUCUUCUCUUAUACCUCCAGGUUCCGGCUCCGCUACCCUUUCGCUUCUUCCGCAAAUCUACCAGCUCAUUAACUUUGUUCGUCCAUUUUGCCUCCAGUCAUUCCUUAACACAAACGCUUGCAUGUCAUCAAACCGUAUAAUAUAGCAAGCCCACCCACCGCUAUCCAAGUCCAGGUCUAGCUAUCCUUUCCUUCAUAAACAGGGCUUAAACCAACUACGCCACUUUCUUUACAAAAGACAAACAAUCGAUUCACUCUCUACGCGUCAGUCUCCGCUGUCAUCAGUCCAAGGGAUCCUGUUCACUUGAUAGUAUAUUUUACUAUACCCUAACCGCCUGACGUCCCCCAAAUCGACUGUGAUCGUUCCUUACAACACAUGUCGACUGCCCGGAAAUUACUCCCACAUUCGACUUGGCCAUUGCUCUCUUAGUUGACCAGAUAGAUUCUGCAUAAUAGUUUAACGGCUCGCUCCUGUAAGGACUCUUGGGUUCCUGCUUUUACCACCACCCUACCUCAACACCAAAGUUGACACUCAACUUUUCUUUCCUAUCUGUGAUAGUAUUUAUACAGCUGGCUUGCAUACCUAUCUGGGCCUACGCCUAUAAUCAACAUGAACUCAAACGAAUUCAUCGAAAACGAAUCCGUGCUGGGCUCGGACGAGAUGUGGUCAACACCAGCUACUCAGUCUAAGCCUCGCCCUAUGCCCAUCUAUCAGGGAUUCUCUUUCUGCGGUGCCGAGAACUUCUCAUCAGUACCAUCUUGGGACUCAUCUUCAGUUUCAUUCCAGCAAACCCCCAGUGAGACCAUGUCACGACCUGGAUCUAUGCAUCAAGACUUCUACCCUCCUACCACUAUGGAUAACUCAUCGUGGAUGGAAAAGCAAGUCGAAGAUCAAUUUGAUCUUCAUGGCAUGGACUACGAUAUGACCAUGGGAAUGAGCUCUUUCACAAACGACGAAGCCAUCCCUGUUCUUGACCUGAAGCAGGGAACACUUGCCGAGGAAGAUCUGAUGGCCAUUGAUGACGGUUCAAAACAACGUCGAAUGUCCGGCUCUUCCUUUUCGAUGUCCACCUCUGGAGCCUUCUCCGACAUGCCUCUCGAUGAUUUCUCAGCAGCGCUCUCUGAAGCGCCCUCCUUCAGCUCUGAUUAUCCACCGCUUUCUAACCGCACUUCUAUGAUGUCUUCCACCCAGCUUUCGCCCGUUGCCUCGCCACGAAUGACUCCUCAGUCGAGGACCGAUCUUGUGAGGACUCAGAGUCGUGGCCGCGGUGCUUCUCCAUCUCCCCGACCCAGCAACGUUCGAUCUGCUCCCUACAGCGUCGAGGGGCCAAGACUCAAACGAUGGUCUACUGGUACUUACAACACCUCUGCUAGCCGCAAGCCUGCCCAGUACGUUUACCAUGCCUGCCCGGAUGUCUACAAUAGCCACCAGCACAUGUACUCCGGCCACUCUUCUCCUGCCGUCGGUACCACUCCUCUGCCUCUCAACUACGGCAACCUCCAGGCCAUGCAGCAAGCACCUUUCGUUGUCCCCAGCACUCCCGCCUACCAGAGAAACAGCAUGCUGCUUCCUACUCAGCUUCCGUCUCAGAUGGCCCAGCAGCAGCCCUGGCAAACCGACGUCAACCAUUUCGCCCCACCUCAGCCACUUCUGUCUCACGGCCUUUUCAGAAUGCUUCAGAGCAACGGAGAUGCCGCUUGCCUCAACGGGCACUACACCGACCUUUCUGACCCUCCUGAGCUGUACGCCGCUCUCCGAGAAGAGCAGAUACCUCCACCCCCCGAGGACAUGAAUCCCGAGGAUCCCGACAUGAUUCCCCGCGAGCAGGAGUUGCGAUUUGAGGGCGACCUUUACACCCCUAGAUGGGUUCGAGGCCACGGCAACAAGCGAGAGGGCUGGUGUGGAAUCUGCAAGCCUGGACGAUGGCUCGUGCUGAAGAACUCUGCCUUCUGGUAUGACAAGUCUUUCUCUCACGGCAUUAGUGCUGCCACCGGAAGCUCGUUCCAAGAACCUCAACAGAAGCGACGUAUGGAUGGAAACCCUGAUGUUUGGGAGGGUCUCUGUGGUAGCUGUGAGCAGUGGAUUGCCCUUGUCAGCAGCAAAAAGAAGGGAACCACCUGGUUCAGACACGCGUACAAGUGUCACACACAUCUCAAGGUGAAAGACACACCUAAGCGUCGCCGCGAAAGCAGCAACGCCAGGGCGCUAGCCAUGUCGACCAUGGCAAAGCCCAAGACUGAAGUUCAACAUCAACGACCCAUGACGCCCCAGAUGCCUGUCUCCUCGAUGGAGCUUGCCACUACGCCUAGACCCUCUACCAUGUCCCAGAUCACGUCUCACCCUCAAGUCACCUCUGUUCUCGCUCCUCAGGAGCACUAUACCAUUGAUCCGAUGUCUGGAAACGUCCUUACGACUGAGCCAUUUCCGAACAUGAUUUAACUCGAUACGACUCUGUUUUUUACAGUUUAGACUUUUUCCUUUUGAUUUCCGCCGUACCACGACAGCACAUGUAUUGUCGUGGAUGGCACCACACUCGUUACGUUACGAAAAGAUCUUUGAGAUGAUGCUUGAUACCAGUUGAAGCCAGGGAUAAGUUUGUUGAUCCCUGUGCUUAAAGUUUUCUGUUUAAUUUCUGUUCCUUGUCUUGCCUUUGAGGGCCUGCUUAUGCUAUUUAGGAGGAGGAAACGAUCAGUUCCGAGAGGGAUCACCACGUGGACGAGACCAUCCCGUACUUGAAGCUGGGAGGAAUUUGGAAAAAGUACAUGUCUGAAAGGGAACCAGGGAAAAAAGUGGAGGAUUCACCAUAUCAUUUUUUACUUCUUCUUUUACUUCUUAUCUUCUUUUUCUUUCUUUUCUACAUCUGCUCACUUUGAGAGAUACCCAGGAGUUUUUGCUUUUACUGCACUAGAUAGAAUGGUCGGUUUAGGAUUAGGAGCCUUCCUUUGGGGAAGAGCCUGAUGAAUGAAACGAGCAAGAUGGACGAUGCUGCUGGCCAGUCGAAGUCAAAGGCAUGGAUUUACAUAGAUAGAAAUAGCUACGCAACGGUCACCCAAUAUCACUGUUACUGAUUUUG
Messenger RNA from Fusarium verticillioides 7600, 3148 nucleotides. RefSeq lists its product as hypothetical. Bases 685 to 2514 code for a protein of 609 amino acids. The record is from RefSeq and is a predicted model, not a curated record. Lineage: Eukaryota; Fungi; Ascomycota; Sordariomycetes; Hypocreales; Nectriaceae. The transcript has 5 exons.